This is a messenger RNA of Saccharomyces eubayanus, 900 nucleotides long. It is a transcript of the gene FIG1, whose product is annotated as Fig1p. Gene Ontology annotation, biological process: conjugation with cellular fusion. The record is from RefSeq and is a predicted model, not a curated record. Gene Ontology annotation, cellular component: membrane; mating projection tip. Lineage: Eukaryota; Fungi; Ascomycota; Saccharomycetes; Saccharomycetales; Saccharomycetaceae. The coding region runs from base 1 to 900 and encodes 299 amino acids. The transcript has a single exon.
AUGGUUGUUAUUUCAGUAAUUUGGUUCUUUACCAAACGUAUGCCCAGAAUAUUUGCAUUGAUCUUUAACAUAAUCACAAUAUUUCUUUUGAUUUUCCUUCUAAUCGGUUGCUAUAAUCCGACAAACGUGUCAACUUUCUUAGUCAAGUACACGUUUGAUGAGAGCUCGCCCUUCUAUUCAAUCAUCGAAAAGUCAUAUGAAAAAUCAAACACAACGUUGGGGCUGGAAAACGUCAUUAUAAGAUCCGGCUAUAUGGGUGUUUGUAUUGACAAAAUACCCUCACAAUAUAGUGCAUACAAUAACAUGACCACAUCUUCCAAUACAAUCUGUUAUCCGAGAAAAGAUUUAAGCUCCGUUCCUUUGUAUAAAGACUUGGAAAUCCAAUUAUCCAAUAUUGCAUCUUCCGGUUCCAAAUCACAGUCUAGUGUUGUUUUAGAUAUUUUGAAGUUAGCGCAACUAACAUCCGUUAACGUUUUACAUCCAUAUAUCUUGAUGGCCACUAUAAUCUUAACGAUCCUGAUGUUUUUAUUCAUUGUGUAUGUAACCGUUCCUAAGCUACCAUUCAAAUUAUUUGUUAAUAGAUUUUUGUUGCUGCUAAGCCCGGCCUUAGUCUUAACAUGGGGACUUGGAGCUAUGUGGACACACGUGGGUAUAAAUGGUAGUUAUAGAUUAGUUCCCUCUGCAAGCAUGAAUAUAAUUGAUGUUAAAAAAGGUAAGAAAGCAGCGACAAUGGCAUGGUUCAGUUUUGCAUUCUUGUUAUUGGAUAGCACUAUUUUAUGGCUAAUAUAUCUGAGAGAUAGGAAAAGCUUAAAAGAGGAGAUCGACAACGUCCCAUGUGCACAGAAUAGGUACAACAAUUAUACUUCUUCGGAUUCGUCUACGUUGCACUCCAAGGUAUAG